UCUCUAAGAUGUUGUCACUCAUUCGAGCUCGCUCUGUACUCUCCAGGCGAACCCUAUCCAGGGCACACUCGCACAGACUAUACUCUGAGACACCUGUGGCGGCGCCCGCUGAACCAGACGCCCUGCGCUCGGCCGAUGACUUGCUCAAGGAGUUGACAGACAAGUUGGGCGCCACAAGCUCAACCAAUUUUUGGAAGGAGCUCGAAAAGAUCGAGAUUAAGCCGUUUGUGCAGAUUGAACGCGAGAUUCAGGAGCGGGUGGCCGCACGGUACCACGCACCGUCGCAGGAAUGGUUGGCGCAAAUACCCGCAAAACCCUUGAAAUCUGAGGCCAGCGCCGUUCUUACCGCAACCUACGGCCCUACACAGUCGUUUAUCCGCCCCAACGACUUGUCCUCCCCGGUGGAUAUCGGCGAUGUCGUGGAACUCCGUGGGGACUUCCACAAGCCGUUUUUGCAUGUGGUGGCGGCGGUCCCGUCGGGCCCGUUGGACUCCCGCUACACUCUCAUUUCCCACACCGGUCAGGUUCACUACCUGGGCCGCCAAUCGUUCCGCUUCCGAAUCCCUGGCUUCUUUCCCAAGCCGUGGCUUGCGAACGCCAUUGUCAAGGAACGGAGAAUGGACGGCUACGCCGCGGUAGGUGUCACCAAGGAGACGUCAAACUUCCAGGGAAACGAGUUUCUCGUAGAUAAUGCCGCGUCACAGUCCAGCCUGGAGACGUAUCUCGUACCAGAAACGGUGCGCGCGGUGUUGAGCCAGCCGUUGAUUGCAUGUAUGGAUAGCGCGUGGAGCUCGCUCUCUCGUAUUUCGCAGAAACUCGAAAUGAUUCACCGGGUGGUGCAAAACCUGUCAGGUCCCACCUCGAUCUCUCUUUUCACGCUAGUCAAGGCGGUGCAGGCGAUGGACUUGGACUACUUGAAACAGCGGUUCGUGGCAGCGGGCAGCGAUCCGCGAAAAGUCGAGAGCGUUUACGCGGAAAUCUGCACGGUGCUCUCAGUGCAAACCCAUGAAAAAUGGACCGUGGGAAACACCGUGUUGGGCAAGAACUACGGCCAGUUGGACCCUGGUGAGAAGUUCGACGCUGCGGAAAUGUUUGCCGUCAUUUUGGCGUUGCGCAAACAGAAUCGCUUGUGGGGCGAUCUCAACGUGGUGACAGGGUUCUCCGGGCCCAUCUCCGUCGUGGCAUUGCCGUUGUCGAUGGGGGUGCGAUUGGAAGAGAUUGUAAAUGACUUGAAACUGAGUCCUGAGACGUUUACCCUGUACUUGGAGAACAUCACUACUCGAGUGGACUUCCAGGCGUACGACAACGUGGUGUAUUUGUUGAAGAAGUACGUCGCAGGAGGCAUUACUGAUGCGCCGACAGAGACGAUGAUCGUAAAGCUUCUCCGCAGCAUGCCACAGUUCCGCGAGACAGACAUUUCGCGCACUUCCGCCUUCACGUUGCUCCAAGCGUUAGGUGAGGUGCGCAGCGAAGAAAAUCCCGUCACAUGGUCCGCGGAAUUGGCCUUACCACAUUCCGAAACGUCCCCGAAAUCGGACUCCGAGCAGGAAUAUCACCAGCUUUUUGAGGUAAAUGGAGACUCUGAUCCGUUGGAAGGCAUUAGAGAGGACUUUGGGGAGUUGCCCGUUUAUUGUAUCGACAGUGCCACGGCCCACGAGAUCGACGACGGUGUGAGUAUCCAGCGAACCUCCAACGAUGAGUGGGAGGUGAUGAUCCAUAUUGCGGACCCUGCAUCGCACAUCCGGCCGGACAGCCCCUUGGCCCGUAUCGCCUUUGAUAGGGCUUCCACCGUGUAUUUGCCGGAAAAAGUGUUGCCGAUGUUGCCGAAACAGAUCAGUGACGUUGUAGGAUUGGGAAAAGAUGGCGUUUCCACCAGAUGUGUCACCUACUCCUUCAAGGUCAAUCCAAAGGAAACCGGGUCAAAGUUUGUGGAUAGAUCCUCGCUCCGGGUGAGAGCGGGAACCGUACGAAACUUCCCCAAGGCUACAUACAGCGAUGUGGACGAUAUUUUGGCCGGAAAGAUGAACGUCAGCGCAAGCAUGACGCAGGAUCUCCAGGAUAUGCUCGAGGUGGGUCGGGCGUUGAGAAAGAUGCGGAUUAAAAGCGGCGCCAUUGUUUUUGGAACGUCACCAGACGACGUUGAAAUGACCCUCACCCAAGAUAUCACUCUCCAGAGAGAAGACCUGGCCGAUUCCCCGAUACAACUUUCGUUCUCGCCUAAGCAGGAAACCUCGUCCCAGGUAUUGGUCUCCGAGCUCAUGAUCAUGGCCAACCACAUUAGCGGAUCGUUUUUCCGCGAUAACCAAAUUCCUGGGGUGUUCCGCCAGUUCAGAAUGCCAAAGGUGGACGACUCCAUCGCUCAGGUGUUCCAAAAUUUGAGUCGCCGCUGUGCCCAAGGCGACUACCCCCCGUUGACUGACAUUGCCAAAGUCAGUGCCUUUAUGUCUGCCUCGACCUACACCACACAGAACGCCUCCCCACACGAAAUGUUGGGCGUGGUCAGUUACAACCCGUCCACCUCACCGCUCCGCCGCUUCGGUGAUAUGGUGUCCCAUUGGCAGGUCCACGCGCACUUGUUGGGUCAGCACAUGGGACAAGCACCUAUUUACCCAUUUUCUAUGGCGCAAAUGAACUACAUCGCCUUCCACAUCCAGACCCGCGACCAAAUCAUCAAGCGGUCUGUAAAACGGUCUGUGGCCUAUUGGGUCCAUGCGCACCUCGCCCGCUUACUAGAGAGGGUCCCGAAAACCACCUUUGACGCCUUGGUGAUGAGUUCGCCCGUGAAUGGGACCGUACGGGCCUCGUUGGUGAACUACGGCAUCCACUGCAGGAUCAGUAUCGACCCGGAAACACGUCCGCCAGUGAUUGGCGACAUGCUAAUCGGGUGUUCCAUCGGCGCGUUGGAUGUGGUUGAGGGCGAGCUUGUGCUCCAGUGCAAGAAGGCUUGUGAGGACUAGGAAUUACAUGUAUAAAGUUGAUUGAAAUUGUAUAUAGGCUAUAGAAAUUGUAUAAAGGUAAUAGAAAUUGUAU
Molecule: messenger RNA, 3030 nt
Organism: Babjeviella inositovora NRRL Y-12698
Lineage: Eukaryota; Fungi; Ascomycota; Pichiomycetes; Serinales
Product: ribonuclease catalytic domain-containing protein
Exons: 1
Coding region: 9-2957 (982 amino acids)
Biological process (GO): mRNA catabolic process
Cellular component (GO): exosome (RNase complex); P-body
Molecular function (GO): 3'-5'-RNA exonuclease activity; RNA binding
Source: RefSeq, a predicted model, not a curated record